CCCAAAAAAUAGAAAGCACUUGAACAAACAUGUACUCAUCCCACUUUUCAGAUAAAAUUCAAUCUCCUCUCUGGCUGUCUCAUUUUCUAUUUCUGUGUAUCUUACUCGUUGCUCACCUGGCAUGUCGUCACUGCUAAGAUCACUAUAACUCUCAACAUCUCUAUAUAAAGAGCAUUCCUCAUUCUGCACUUACCAUCUCAACACUCCCAAUACCUUCAUCCAUUAUCGUUUCUCCACUGAAGAACUCGCUUCAACCAAUGGCUGCUACUGCUUUGGAUAAGAGCGUGCCUGAGAUAUUGCCUCCAGUGCUGGAACCCGCUGCUGAGCAACCUCCACUCUUCGAUGGAACCAUAAGGCUGUAUACCGCCUACAGAUGUCCAUUUGCACAGCGAGUGUGGAUCACCAGGAACUAUAAGGGUUUACAAGACAAGAUCAAGAUAAUUCCUCUCAACCUUGACAGUAGGCCUGCUUGGUAUGGAGAGAAAGUUUACCCCACCAAUAAGGUGCCAUCUUUGGAACACAAUGGCAAAAUCAUUGGCGAGAGUCUUGAUUUGAUUAAAUACCUUGAUAGCAACUUUGAAGGGCCAUCUCUUUUCCCUGAUGAUGCUGCUAAAAAAGAGUUUGCUGAAGAGUUAUUUGCCUACACUGAUACUUUCAACAAAAUUGUGUUUACUUCAUUUAAGGGAGAUCCAGCAAAAGAAGCUGCUCCCGCUUUUGAUUACUUGGAAAAUGCUCUUCAUAAAUUUGAUGUUGAGCCAUUCUUGCUUGGCCAAUUCAGUUUGGUGGAUAUAGCCUAUAUUCCCUUUGUUGAAAGAUUCCAUGUAUUUUUAUCAGAGGUAUUCAAAUAUGAUAUCACUGCUGGCAGGCCUAAACUUGCAGCUUGGAUUGAGGAGAUAAACAAUAUUGCAGCUUACAAGCAGACAAAAUUAGAUCCAAAAGAGAUUGUUGAAAUAUUCAAGAAGCGCUUUCUGGCUCAGUAAUGCUCUUGGCAAUGGUGGUUUUACGAAGAGACUGAACAAGAGACUUAAUGUCUCCUACAUAAUAUAUCUUGGUUGAAUAAAAAUAAUUUUCGUAUUAUUGGUUUUGCAAGGAUCAAACUCAUGUUAGUAAUGUAUUGUUGAAUGGUUUGCCAGUAUGUGCCUCGAGCGCAUAAAUAAAGAUGAUACUUAUUUAAUGAUA
Molecule: messenger RNA, 1179 nt
Organism: Hevea brasiliensis (rubber tree)
Lineage: Eukaryota; Viridiplantae; Streptophyta; Magnoliopsida; Malpighiales; Euphorbiaceae
Product: glutathione S-transferase L3-like
Exons: 10
Coding region: 258-980 (240 amino acids)
Molecular function (GO): glutathione transferase activity
Source: RefSeq, a predicted model, not a curated record